Argiope bruennichi is the source of this 5774-nucleotide messenger RNA. RefSeq names its product trafficking kinesin-binding protein 1-like (gene milt). The coding region runs from base 330 to 3005 and encodes 891 amino acids. The transcript is spliced from 17 exons. The record is from RefSeq and is a predicted model, not a curated record. NCBI's taxonomy places the organism in Eukaryota, Metazoa, Arthropoda, Arachnida, Araneae, Araneidae.
AUGAGUACCUAUCAGCACAGCGGGAAAAGUGCACUGGGUUUGUCCUCCAAAUUCCGAUUGUAUUUAAUUGGCAAAUCAAAUUUCGAACUCUAAAUUAAACAUUUUUCAAUUUAAUUAAAUUUCAUUUAAAUUGACAACUCUUCUUAAUGCAUGAGGAAAUCAUUUGCUAUUCAUAUGCUAGUUUAUAAUGGCAUUGGGUUAAAGCAGUGAAUGUGUCAGAGCAACUUUCUUGAGGCCCCAAACUGGAACCCCAUGAGGAAGCGUCAUCCUUUCCAAGUUCGGAAACCGACAAGACGCUUUCGGAUAAUAAAUGUAGCGUUCAAGAUGAGAUGACCGAACAACCAAUAACUCAGUUUAGUAAUUCAUCUACACUUACAGAUAUUUGUUGUAGAGCAGAUAAUGCUGAAGUUGAGUUAGUUAGCUUACUAGAAGAACACAUUCCACAUUAUAAACUUAGAGCAGACACUUUAACAGAAUUUUGUGGCUACGAAAACGAAGAUUGGUACAUUCAAACUCCAGUUUUAAGUCCUGAUACUGAUAUUCCUCUAAGUCCAGAAGUUGUUGAAGAAACUCUUAAAUACUUUGUUUUAUGUGCUGAUCGCCUCAGCCAGAUGACAAAGACAUACAAUGACAUAGAUGCCGUAACUCGAUUAUUGGAAGAAAAAGAACGUGAUUUAGAACUUGCUGCUCGAAUCGGACAAUCCUUAUUGGAUCAGAAUAAAGAUUUGCGUAGUAGGAAUGAUUUACUUGAACAAGAAUUAAGUACCUCAAGUGAAACAAUUAUUCAGUUGAAGCAUGAUUUAUCAGUGAAAAAUGGCUUACUGCAAAUCUAUACCCAAGACCUGGAUACUGACUCAGAAAGUGGUUCACCAAGCAGUAGAGAGAGAGGUUUUUCCGUCAGCUGGGAUACUCUCAACAAAAAAAUUAGCUGCCUGCAAGAGGAAAACAACCUGCUUCGAGCUGAAGCUGUAUCACGUACAACAGAUAUUGAAGAAGAAGAGAAGAAAGAAAUGCAGCUUAUAUCUGAUUGCGUAAGGCAGCUAACUGAAGCAAACAAGCAAUUAACUAUUCUUCAAGAAGAAGUGGGUAGGAAGAGUGAAGACAGCAUUAGACAACAGGAGGAAAUUACUCAACUGCUGUCUCAAAUUGUUGAUCUACAACGAAAACUUAGAGAUGUAACUGCUGAUAAUGAGUGUUUAACCAGUAAAUUAGAAAUUGCUGAGGAAUGUCAACAUGAACUGUCAGAAGAGCUUAUUGAUAUGAAAGAGAAAUAUGGAGAGCUUAUGGCUGCUUUUCAAGAGCUCCAGGCUGAGGCUAAACAAGCCCAAAGGAAUAAACUACCAAGUGCAAAUACUUGGCAGAAUUUUGGUAUGUUUAGCCCAUAUAUCAAUCCUGAUUCUCUUGCAAGUGAACUUGAACAAUCCUUGGGAGGAAGAGACAGUGAUGGUUAUUCAUCUGAUGAACGACCAUCUCACAGUCGAAAAGUGUUCAAUACAGUUCGGUAUGCUAAUCAUGGUGUACCAGCACGUAAUCGCUUCAGCUCUUCCCGCUCACAUUAUACCAUGAGUGGUACAGGGGGUCGUCCAAGUUUAACAUCCACUUGUUUCUCAUCUCUCAGUCAAUUAUCAUCAUUAUCAUCAGGAUUUAAUGACCUUGCUUCAGAUACUGAAUCAGCAUAUGCAGAAAGUUACAGUACAGAUGAUGAAAAUCCAGAUACUUUUGUUGAUGGCAAAACUGAGAGAAUGCGGCCAAACAAGUUGGAUGUAGGAUUACAUAGUUUUAGCAGUGGCUUUGGUACUGCCACUGAUUUAAACACUGAACUUGGUAAAGCAGCUGGGGACUCUUGGACAAGAAAAUCUUUAUAUGGGCGCACAAUCCGACGAUACCAGUUCCCUGAAAAACUUCAAAUUAUUAAGCCAUUGGAAGGUUCUCAGACACUACAUCAUUGGCAAAGAUUAGCAACUCCUCAUUUGGGUGGCAUUUUUGAAUCCAGACCAGGAGUUAAAAUUAGAGGUGAAACUAAAUUGCAAGAUUUUGAUGAGAAAGUUAGUCUUGGAGAUUUUGAAGAAGAUGAUGAUUUUUCUAAUCCUGGAAAAAGCUUUAUGGAUACAUCAUCAAUUUAUACUUUCACUACAUCUGCUUUAAAAACAAGCGAAAUGACGAAUGUUACUCCAAGUUAUCCUCACGUGCAGUUGUCGACAAGAAUAACAUCCAUACCCCCAUCUACACUCAACAGUCCCCAACAGAAAGGAUCUGGCUACUCACUGACAGGUCAAAGCCUUGCUAAACUUUUGACUGAGCGUGGGAUACAUGCCAUGGUACCAUCUGCUAUAAGUUCAUCGGUCAAGUCAGUCUCCCCCACACCCACCCCAGCUCCUUCACCUGAAGGCUCUCCACCAUCAUCGCCUCUGCCAUUUACAGCAGUUAGGAUUCCAGAUUUAGUUGGUAGUGCAUCCAUUGCUAAGGGAUAUCACUUGUUCCGUAAGCCUCGCAGAUCACGUUCACAGCCUCCCCCUAAAAGAAGUACCAGAGAAGCAUCUGCCGGCCUUAAUUUAGAUCUAAUGGAAAGCAUUCAAGGUAUUGGACUAAAAACAUUGAUACCAACAACUGAAUGUUCCCUCAAUAAACGUACUGUAAGUACCGAAACUUUAACAUCAGACAGUUCAACUGUUACCAUUUCCUCCAGACUUGAAGCAGCCACAAAAAGGCAAGAUUCUUCCAAGACUGUAUCAUUUCCAACUUCCAUUUCUGGGCAGGAGGAAGUUUCCAGAAAGACUGUAAGCCCAGAAACAUUGCUCGAUAAACCAUGGGGUUACGUCCCGCCAUCUGUUUCAAUUGUCAAAAGUCCCGCUGCAAUUGGUCUUACACCCACUGUUGCCCCGCCUUUGUCUCGAAUGCCUAACCCGGUGUUACAAUUGAACAGUCUUCGAAGUAUAAGACCAAACUGUGCCGAUGUGGGUACAGUUGGGACAUUACGAACACUAAGGAAGGGAGGUUACAUUUAGAUUCAACACAUGGCAUUUGAGAAUAAAUAAAAUAUACAAAUUUAUAUAUCUAUAUAUAUAAAGAAUAAGAUAAAUAUUUAUCUAAUUCUACCAAAUUUUGGACAAUUGGGUGCAUAGUGGUUUCUCCACUGCAAAAGGCAGCAUGUUUCUUAGGUCAGACUGAUUGCUUUUAUUGUAUUAUAGGAAGAUUGUAAAGUAAGAAGUGUGUCUUAUGAAUUGUUACAAAGAGUAUCUGAAAUGUUUAAUUGUAAGAUAAAUAAUAUUUGAUGAUACAUAAAAAAAACUGGUCAUAGAUUAUAGUUCCUGCUUAGGAUGUUAUUUAUUAUUUUGUGAUUUUGAACGAUAGGUUGAGUGAAGUUUGCUGAAGAAACUUGUCAAAAAUGGUUGUAAAUAGGAUUAGUAGUAGAAUAAAGUUUCUCAAAUUUUCAUGUGCUGCUAUAGGAUAUAUUUAUUAACCUUAAACACCUGAACUAGUUUAACUGAAUAACUUGAAAAUAUUUUAAAACUGAAAAUGGUUUGUGGUUUUUUGAGUGUGAGCAUUCCAUUUUAUAAUAAUUAAGUAUUUGUUAAGUUGUAUUUACAAACAUUUGAUGAGCACUUACUUUUGGAUUGAAGUAUUCAAACAUGGAACAUAUAUAUAUAUUAGUUUGCUUCUUUUAAAAUGUAUUUUAUUUUUAAAUAUCUAUUCCUCUAAUAUUUGAUACACAUCAAAAAUUUAGUUUUAUGUAUAAAAGCAUUUUAAUUCUUAACAUACUAAAUUUUAAAACUAUUUAAGCAUGAUUCAUUUGCUUUAUCAAGAUAUUAAUUAUAUAAUAAUUAAUUCUGGAAUGAAGUUAAUACCUCUAACACAUCUCUCCUUCACUAAAAAAUAUUUUGAACCAUACUAUUUUAUUUAUUUAUUUAACUUUUCCUGUAACAGAAUGGCAUAUAACUAAAAAUAAAAUUAUCAAUUGUAGUUUUGCUUAAAUUUAAAAAGUUAUCCUCAAAGAAAAGUUUUAUAUGGCUAAUUUGAAACUUGAUUGGGUUUUUUCCCAUUUAUUGACGAUAUCAUUCAUUGAAUUGAUACAAGUUCUUUUAAUUAAAAUAGAAUUUUGUUACCUAAUAAAAUUCUUUUUUAAAGUAUUUAAUUUUGGUGCUGAUGUGUUUCUUUACAGCUUUGCAUGGAACUGUGAUAUUAUGUUUUUAUUAAGACUUUUCAUUAGUUAUGUUUUUGUCUUGCACUUAUGCUUAAGCAGUAGUUUGUGUAGAAAUAUAAUCACCAAAAUUUGACUAUAGAUCAUUGUAAUGUUUUGUCAAAAUAUUCUAAUAUUUUAAAAAUUGAAACUAGUGAUCAAUUUCAAUAUAAUUUAUAAAAUGAAAUUUACUUUUAAUCCUGUAUAACAAUUUUACUUUAUGUUUAAAAAUCUGAAAUGGCAAAUAUGAAAUCUAAAAAUUUUGGUUUAGUUUUAAUGCAUCUGUUAAAGUAUUUUCAUGUAGUAGGCAUUCCUGCAAGCAUAGUUUGGACCAAAAUGCUACUUCAUAUUAUUUUUGCAGUAGUAUGUUUUGUUCAGUGUUGGUAGUUCUAAGAAAAUUCAAAUAUUUCUUUUAUUGUCAGAAAUAGCUUCAAAAUAUAUUUAACUUGAUUUAGUGUGUUUACAAAUAUAUAGAGAUUUUACAGCAUUUGCUUUUAGAAUGUACUUAAAAUAAUACUCAGCUUCUUUUAAGUAUGUUGCUUUAAAUUAAUGUAUAACGAAUUUUAGUCUAAAUAUUAAGGUACAAAUGAGAUCCUAGCUCUUCAUUACUGACUAGUCUUUUGAUGUUACUUAAUAUACAGGCUAUUAAAGCAAGUUUAGGUAUAUUUUGAAGUCUUAUUUUAUUCUGUGAUUUUGCAGUCUGAAUUGUUGACAAAGACUGAUUUUAAAUAUUCAAAUUUUCCUAUUUUUAAUGUAGUAAAUAUAAUUGAAGCAUACUUUUGCAGUAUUUAAACUCCAAUAUUACUUUUCAGAUUGAAAGAAAAAUCCUAAAAUAAAUUUUUAUUAUGUAUGUAUUAGAAAGAGAAUUAAGUUUAGAUUUGUAUAUGAAAUCAUAAAAACCGAUAAAUAAAAUUAAGAUAUUUUCGAACUGCCAAGUGCAAUAUUUACUUUUACCACUGUUUUCUUAUGCACAUUCAGUCAUGAAUUGUAUAAUUCCAUUUACAAUGAACUUCCUAAAUUUGCAGUUUAUGUGGACCAAAGCAAUGUGUUUUCUAAAUUAACUAUUAUAGUAUACAUGUAUUAUCACAAUUUAACUUGCACUGAAAUAUUUACUUUAAGUUUUACAAUCUUAAACUUUUAUUCUAAAAAAGAAAUAUUAAAUACAAAACAUUUUUCUUCUCUUAUGCUUUUACAGUGCCAAAUGAAUAUUUAAAUGCUGACUACAACUUUUAAUUAAACCAAAUUGCUCACUUUGCACGGGUUUCAUUUUUUUACAGUUCUUUAAAAAUGCCACAUUAAUGAUCUGAAAUGUAAUUUAUUUCAGAUUUUUCAUGAGAUUUUAUAAAAUAAUACACAUCAGAUAUUGUAUGAUCAAAAUGUCUUUUCAUUUUGUAGCUGUGUGAAACUAAAAAUUGUAUAGAUUUUAGGUGCUGUAUUUCUGAAUUAUUAUUUAUAGUUUUUUUUUUUUUUUUUUUUUGUAGAUAUCAAUUUAUUUUCCCUUUGUUUGAUCGCUGCAUGUGUGUUGUAUUUUAUAAGGACCAAAGAUGUAAUUUAUCCUUGAACAUAUUGCAGUGAAAUAAAUAUGGGAAAACCUGUA